Messenger RNA from Aspergillus alliaceus, 2159 nucleotides. Its product is annotated as HET domain-containing protein. NCBI's taxonomy places the organism in Eukaryota, Fungi, Ascomycota, Eurotiomycetes, Eurotiales, Aspergillaceae. Bases 118 to 2037 code for a protein of 639 amino acids. The transcript has 2 exons. The record is from RefSeq and is a predicted model, not a curated record.
CUCAGCUCCACAUGUUUAGCCUCGUCGUCCAACAAAAUCACUAAAGCAUCGCAUAUACUGGCCGUAAACCUAUCCGAUAAUUUAUUUGAACCCCCCGCCUCCUUUAUAUAGCAGAUUAUGAGAAAACCUGGUUGCCCAAAUUGCCAUGAUUUCGAACCGGAAGCCACCAUUGGACAAAAGCAGCGUGUCGACGCACAGGUCCCAAGGCACAUCAACAGUCCGAACGGCUUUCUGAUCGUCUCGAAAAUCAGAGAAAUACAAGAGCAAGCAUCAAAAGGAUGUAGUAGCUGCUUGCUCCUCUACAAGUGCUUCCUUGAAUUUCGGGAAUCUGAUGAGAAUCAUAGGGCCAAUCGUGACGACAUGUAUUUGCAAGUCGAACUCGUCUCUGGCCGAGCAGCCCAAGUCACUAUAUACAGUCCUCGCGAAAAUACCAAGUCUCGCGAUGUAUAUUCCAAAUUCCAUAUUUUCGCUGUUGCAGGCACACCGAACCCUUGGCCUGUAUUAUUCAAGGCACCGUCUAGCCCAAAGUUUGCCCUCACGGAUGAACGUCAAGCAUGCUUCAACUAUUGGAUUCAAAAUUGUAGAGAAAAUCACCCCAGUUGCCAGCGCCCUCGGUUUAUGCCUAAGCGCCUUGUUGAUGUUGGCCUUGGAAACCGGGGCAUGUGCCUCGUCGAGGAUGUUCACCCAGCUUGUCAAUACGUGGCAUUAAGUCAUUGCUGGGAAUUCUCCGAAGCAGCCACGGUGCAGACAACCAAACGCAACCUGGAGGAGACAAAGGCGUAUAUUUCUUAUAUGAGCCUUUCGAAAACAUUUCGAGAUGCCGUGGAUAUUUGCAAAUGGCUAGAUGUUCCCUACCUAUGGGUUGACUCUAUCUGUAUCGUACAAGAUGAUCCGGGCGAUUGGAUUGACCAGGCCACGGCGAUGGGCUCUAUAUAUGAAGGCGCAUAUGUCACCAUCGCGGCACAUUUCGACCCGAACGGCACCACAGACGAUGGUUGUUGUCUUAAUAGACGAGGUUUCUCCGAAAUCGUACUCAAUGAUGCCACGGGUACCCCAUUUUCGACGUUCAUUAAAUGGUCGGAUAGCCAUGAUAUCAGUAAGCCACAAGGGUUGAUGAGCAGAGCUUGGUGCAUCCAAGAGCGACUUCUUUCUCCUAGAGUCCUUCAUUUCCGGCAGGGAGAAGUCAUCUUUGAGUGCUCCAUGGAGAGCAAAUGUGAAUGUGGAACUCUGGGGAUUCAGCUUGAGACAAUGUACCAUUAUAAGCUCAAAGCGCCCGAAAAGCGCCUGAUUUGGGAUAAUCACAUUACAGAGAGUCCCCCAGGUAGCAAUAUUGGCACAGAUGUUUACAGCGCCUGGGGCAAGUGGCGAGCGGUGGUACGUCUUUAUUCCGCAGCCAACUUAACCGUGGAGACAGACAGGCUUCCUGCAUUGUCUGGCCUUGCUCAGCGAAGUCCAAAGCGAAUAUUUGGGGAUUACAUUGCGGGCUUAUGGUCCAAUGACCUCCCUAAGGGUCUGCUACGGGGGUAUGGCGUUCGUGGAAAAGUGUCUAGAGCUCAACUCUCCACAGCUCCUAGUUUUUGCUGGACUAGCUUACAUGGUGAAGAACUGGGGCUGCCACUUCCUCCGUAUUCUAGUUCUGGCUGCCGAGAAGCUAAGAUCCUCGAACUUCAAGUCGUCCCUGCUACGAAAAAUCCAACGGGAUCUGUCAAGAAUGGACUUAUUCGCUUGCAAGCUUGGGUGAUGGAAACUAAAAUUAUCUCAGUAGAGCUGGAUAGCACUCUUGUUACAUUAGGUCGGAUCCGAACCAGUAUUGCCCAUAUCGAUGUUCCUGAUGAGAAAAAGGCCCUCGCAGGUAGUCAUGUUUAUGCUGUGGAAAUCUUGGGUCAUGAAUUAGGAAUUGACUUUCUGUUGGUUAAGAUCUCGGAGACCGUCUUAGGUGCAUUUGAGAGGGUAGGGAAGGGUCAUAUGAAAUCACCUAUAGCGGGCAAGCAGAGCCAUCUUCAUGGGGCAGUUGAAAGGGAAAUGUCUCUGGUUUGAUACUCACCACACACUAUGCAUUAUGAAUUUUUACGUGACUACGAGGAGGAAACAUAGACACUGAUGCUAUGAAAUAUCCAUCAUUCAAAGUCACAGAGGAAAACAUUUGUGCUAUUCUUAAG